Molecule: messenger RNA, 1205 nt
Organism: Paralichthys olivaceus (Japanese flounder)
Lineage: Eukaryota; Metazoa; Chordata; Actinopteri; Pleuronectiformes; Paralichthyidae
Source: RefSeq, a predicted model, not a curated record
GUGUUCAGAGGAAGUGUUGACAAUAGCCGCCAUGCUGUCGGUGAACAACUCUAUUUUCUACCGGCCCAAAGACAAGAUGGUGCACGCCGACAACGCCAGGAUGAACUUUGUGGUGCCAGGCGGAGACCACCUGGUGCUGCUCAACGUCUACACACAGUGGGUGGAGAGUGGCUUCUCCACUCAGUGGUGCUACGAGAACUUCAUCCAGUUCCGCUCCAUGAGACGAGCCCGGGAUGUCAGGGAGCAGCUGGAGGGCCUGAUGGAUCGCAUUGAGGUGGAGGUGGUCACCUCCCAGGAGGACAGUGUGCCCAUUCGCAAGGCGGUGACGGCAGGAUAUUUUUACCACACGGCACGACUGAGCAAAGGCGGCUACAAGACGGUGAAGCACCAGCAGACGGUCUACACACACCCCAACAGCUCUCUGUUCGAGGAGCAGCCCCGCUGGCUCAUCUACCACGAGCUGGUCUUCACCACCAAGGAGUUCAUGAGACAGGUGAUCGAGAUAGACAGCAGCUGGCUGCUUGAAGUCGCUCCCCACUACUACAAGAGCAAAGAGCUGGAGGACAGCAGCAGCAAGAAGAUGCCCCGUAAGCAGGGGAAAACAAAAGAGGAGCUGGGCUGAAGAGGAGACCAGGACUCAGGGGACAGACGGCAAGAAAUGAGAAGCCCAGGGGCACAUUCCCUCCGUCUCACACGGCAGCGUAAAAACAGGAAAAUGACUUUGAAAUGCAUAAAAAUAAAGAGGAAAGGCUGGAAAAUGUAGUUGUGUGCAGCCAGUUCUGAACAUGAGCUGCUCCGUGUCUCUACAAAUGAUUUCCUGCUGUAGCUCACUAUGGCAGAUUCUGACAGAGCUGGCUCACUGACAGCGUUCAGCCCAGGACACACGGAGAGACCAAGUGAGAAGUGGGUCACAAACUCAGCGACGGGUUUAAUCAUAAACUUUCUGCGUCAGCACGUGGAUGUGAUCUUCCCGUGGCGGCUGCAGUGCCGACUCACCGUGGACUCAUUAACAAACAUGACGCUUUGUUUUUAGCUGCUCGCCAUUUGUUGACUGUUCAAAUUUACGUACGGACUGCUACUGCGACGUCUCCACCAACUCAAACCGACUAAUAUCCAAAUGAUGAGUUUCACCCUCGUGUGACGCUCCUUAUCUUGUUUAUUUUCAUUUUUCUAGAGCAAAUAAAGUUUGUUUUUGUCCUGCUCAC